CAGAAAGCCCAAGUUCACUAGCUCGGCACUUUGCAGGCAGCAGGAGGGACCUCGGGGCUCCGCUCUGAACUUUGACUCCCGGUGGUCCCGGCCUCUCCGCGGGGCUCCCCCUGGCUCCCCGCUGCCCCCCCGGCCCCCGCUCGCUCGGCCUCGCAGGAUGCAGAUCUCACCCUUGCUGGCUGGAGGACUUUUACUCGCUCUGCUCUCCGUCAGGCUGGAGGCGAAGCCGGCGUCUCAGCUCCCGCAGAAGGCCUCCCGCGGCUCGGCAGCGGCUCCGCCCGAGGCGGCGGCGGAGCGGGACAAGGAGCGGGACAAGGAGCGCAGCAGCAGCAGCAGCAGCAGCAGCGGCGGCGGCGGCGGGUCGGGCCCGCGGGAGGCGAGGGAGACGCGGGCCGAGGGGCGGCCGCGGGCGGGCUGGGCGCGGCUGCUGCAGGACCCGCCGGGCCGCCGCCACAAGGGCCUCCAUAAGAAGGGCCUGGGCAAGGGCUGCUUCGGGCUCAAGCUGGACCGGAUCGGCGCCAUGAGCGGCCUCGGCUGCUGAGGGACCCCUGGCGGGCUUUGAAGGCGUAGUCCAUUUUCUCCUGCCGUGGCCAAGCAGGGCUGUCCCCCAGGCAACGCCGAGAAGAGCAGAGACCCUCCCCAGAAUGGACAAAAGAUGUGGCUGUGUUUUUUCUUUUUGGUACGAGGAGUCAUGGCACCAGCUGUUUUGGUUUUGUUAUUUUUUUAAAAAGCGCUCUCUAUCUUAUAUAUAUUAUAUAUAUAUACAAACACUCAACAAGACAAGGGACAGUGCUUUUCCAAGAGACUGAUGAAGCCAGCUGUAUAACGUUGCUGUUUGUAAAUUCAUGUCAUGCAUAAAUGUAUUUAUGUUGUAAAGCUAUUUAUAUAUUGUUUAUAAAGAGAUAUUUAUAAAAAAUUAUUUAUGUAACUAAAUGAAAAGUCAAGCAUUGUAACAUUUUUUGUCCUAAGUAGUUGAAAAACUUAAAAAGAAAAAAAAAUCAUUCCAUGUGGCAUUUUGUAACCUGUCUUUAUUUAUCAAAUUCACAUACAAUUUAAGUGUCAGAUUGAUUGAUUUUAACAGAGCUAAAGAAGAAAUUGUUCAGAUGUUUUAGAAAAGUCAGGAGCGAGAGAAAGGGCAGCUGAUAUUUUAAGCUUUGAUCCCGUAUGCAAAAGUAAACUUGCGCCCGAUCCUGUGAUGCUCUGACGGACCGAGUCGCGCCCGGCGCUGCGUGCAGCCGCAAACCUCUGCGGGACCCAGCUGAGCAACCGCGAGAGCAACUGUGCCCAGACCCUGAGCGGCACCUGUGGAAAUAAGCCCGUCCUGUUCCAGCCUAGACCUGGAUCGAUAGCACGGCGACAAGAGCAGCGUUUGGCCUAGACGCGUUUUAACCGCUUCCAGUCUGCGGGUUUGGGUCCGAAUUCCAGCCCGUGGCUCCGGCUGUGUCACCGGGCGCUGUAUGGAGAUGCAGUCCCUGCCGACAGCAACAAAGAGACCGCGCUGGAUCCGGCCCCCGGCGGCGCUAGCGGCAACGGAUCUUUAUGCCAAAGGCGCUGUUAUUCUCAGGAUCCAGCAGCUCACUAAGUAUCUUGUUGAUAUUCCCAUUUGCCAAACCUUCACCGCUAAGCUGUAAAGUCCCUUCCUCCGGCAGAGAUUUGUUUAACUGUGCCUGGGACAAUACAUAGACAGACUAAAAUAUACUGAGGGCUGCCUGUAAGGAUGCACGGACACAGCUGUUGCUGCAGCUUCUUGCUAUGUAAAGUGCAUGAAAUAAAUCGUUAAAAUGA
Columba livia (rock pigeon) is the source of this 1785-nucleotide messenger RNA. RefSeq names its product natriuretic peptide C (gene NPPC). The coding region runs from base 158 to 541 and encodes 127 amino acids. The record is from RefSeq and is a predicted model, not a curated record. The transcript has 3 exons. Gene Ontology annotation, molecular function: hormone activity. Lineage: Eukaryota; Metazoa; Chordata; Aves; Columbiformes; Columbidae. Gene Ontology annotation, cellular component: extracellular region. Gene Ontology annotation, biological process: cGMP biosynthetic process; receptor guanylyl cyclase signaling pathway.